Messenger RNA from Helianthus annuus (common sunflower), 2607 nucleotides. Its product is annotated as G-type lectin S-receptor-like serine/threonine-protein kinase LECRK3. The transcript is spliced from 2 exons. The record is from RefSeq and is a predicted model, not a curated record. Gene Ontology annotation, molecular function: ATP binding; protein serine/threonine kinase activity. The coding region runs from base 1 to 2583 and encodes 860 amino acids. NCBI's taxonomy places the organism in Eukaryota, Viridiplantae, Streptophyta, Magnoliopsida, Asterales, Asteraceae. Gene Ontology annotation, biological process: protein phosphorylation.
AUGGCAACGGCAGAAAUAAGUUUCUCAAAGUUGAAGUUGUUGAAGACCUAUUUACGUUUUACAAUGUCACAAGAAAGGCUAAACGGGUUGGCGACAAUAUCUAUUGAAAGUGAAAUAUUAGAUACUAUGAAUUACAAGGAGUUGAUCGAGAGCUUUGCUUCAAAAAACGCUAGGAGAACCACACUGUUCGCUUAUUUUUACUGUUUUACAAUGCAAAGAGUCACAUAUCUGAUAUUGUUAACUAUCUUCCUACCAUUUUUAGUUUCUGCACAACAAACAAAUGUUUCUGUACGCGUUGGUGCAUCGCUCACAGCUGCACCUGAUGCCAGACCAUGGCUUUCAUCUUCUGGUGAAUUUGCCUUCGGUUUCCAUCCCGUUCAAGGCGAUGAUCGCUUUUUGUUAUCAAUAUGGUAUGAUAAAAUACCUGAAAAGACCAUUGUCUGGUAUCCAGAAGGAGGUCCAAUAGUGUCUACAGGGUCAAAUGUUGAGUUAACUAGUGGAAGUGGGCUUCUGCUAAGUGAUCCUCAAGGCAGACGCGUAUGGACUUCUGGGCCUGUUUCAGGUGUGGCAUAUGCUGUUAUGAACGAUACAGGUAACUUUGUGAUUUUUGGUAACGAUUCUGGAAAGAUAUGGGAAAGUUUCAAUCAUCCAGCAGAUACCAUGUUGCCAACUCAGGUUAUGGAGAGAAAUGGAGUUGUUUAUUCGAAAAUGAGCAAAGGAAACUUCUCUAGAGGACGUUUCCAACUUCGUCUGCUUCAAGAUGGGAAUCUUGUUCUUAAUACACGAGAUGUAGCAUCGGGUUAUGCUUACACUAACUACUAUGCCACUAAAACCAAUGAUCCUGCAAAUGAAUCAAACUCUGGUGAGCAGUUGUUAUUUGAUUCAAUAGGAUACUUGUAUAUACUAAGAAGAAAUGGAAAAAGAUUUGAUCUUACCCCAAAACAAGAACUUCCAUUUGGAGAUUAUUACCAUAGAGUUACUCUAGAUUUUGAUGGGGUGUUUACCCAAUAUUAUCACCCGAAAGAUCCCACUGACAAUUCAGGCUGGGGAACUGUAUGGUCAUAUCCUGAAAACAUAUGCCUUAGUUUUCAUGGUUCUGAAGAUAGUGGCGCUUGCGGGUUUAACAAUGUCUGCAGCCUUAGUCAUGGUAAUCGACCGAAGUGUGCGUGCCCGAAAGGGUUUUCAUUGGUUGAUCCCACUAAUCCAUAUGGGGACUGCAAACCAUAUUUCUUUCCAAACUGUCAGGAAGGUGGCCCAAAGGGAGACGCUUUAGAUUUCAUCGAGCUCUUUGAUAUCGAUUGGCCAUAUGCUGAUUAUGUCAUCAUGAACCCAACUAGUGAAGCUGACUGCAAAAGUUCCUGCUUGAAUGAUUGUUUCUGUGGCGUUGCAAUUUACAGAGGGAAUAAAUGUUGGAAGAAGAAGCUUCCACUCUCCAAUGGAAAGGUUGACUAUUUACUUGGAGUCAAAGCUUUUGUGAAAUACCCAAAAAGCGAUAUUAAUCCUCCGGGAAACCCACACAUAUCGAGAGCGAAAAAUAAUCGACAAAGUUUGAUAAUUGUGGGAUCAACCCUCUUAGGUACUUCUGUGUUUGUAAACUUACUGUUGAUUCUUGCAAUCUGUGCUGGUAUGUUCCUAAUCUACCAUAAAAAGAUUAGAAAACUCGACCCAGGCAUUGAAACGAAUCUGGUUCGCUUUACGUACAAAGAGCUUGUUCAAGCUACUAACGGGUUCAAGGAUGAACUAGGAAAAGGGGCGUUUGGAAUAGUGUAUAAAGGUGUAAUACGGACAAAUACUGUGGCAGUUAAGAAACUAUACCAUAUGGUUCAAGACGGUGAGAAGGAAUUCAGAACAGAGGUGAAUGCUAUUGCAAGAACUCAUCACAAAAACUUGGUUCAACUGCUUGGGUUUUGUGACGAUGGUGAGCAACGACUACUAGUUUAUGAGUACAUGAGCAACGGUACUUUAGCAAGCUUUCUUUUUGGAGACAUGAGACCUGGUUGGAACCCGCGAUGCAAUAUAGCAUUAGGUGCUGCAAAGGGGCUAUCAUACCUUCAUGAAGAGUGCAGCACACAGAUCAUCCAUUGUGACAUAAAGCCUCAGAAUAUACUUCUUGAUGAGUAUUAUAAUGCUCGGAUUUCUGAUUUUGGACUGGCAAAGCUUUUGUCAAUGAACCAGAGUCGAACGAACACUGGAAUAAGAGGAACAAAAGGAUAUGUUGCUCCUGAAUGGUUUAGGAACACCCCUGUUACAGUAAUGGUUGACGUGUAUAGCUUCGGUGUGUUGCUUUUAGAGAUAAUUUCCUGUAGAAAGAGUGUGAUGGAGAAUGAAAGUGGUGAUGAAUAUGGAGCAAUCUUGACUGAUUGGGCAUGGGACUGCUAUCAAGAAAAGCGGUUGGAUGUGUUUGUUGAGAAUGAUUCGGAGGCUUUAGAUGAUGUGAAGAAGCUUAGAAGCUUUUUGAUGGUUGGUCUUUGGUGUGUACAAGAAAAACCUUCUUUGAGGCCAACCAUGCGGAAGGUAAUCCAGAUGCUUGAAGGAGUUGUUGAAGUGAACGAACCUCCAUGUCCGUUUCCUUUCAUUAUGUAAUUAGUUGUUUUUUACAUAGUCGAA